This is a messenger RNA of Nicotiana tabacum (common tobacco), 2053 nucleotides long. RefSeq lists its product as uncharacterized. Gene Ontology annotation, molecular function: inositol phosphate phosphatase activity; acid phosphatase activity. Lineage: Eukaryota; Viridiplantae; Streptophyta; Magnoliopsida; Solanales; Solanaceae. The record is from RefSeq and is a predicted model, not a curated record.
AAGUCGCAAAUAGGCAAAGCACUUUCAUAGAACGAAUACAAAACUAGUGUGUAAAUAAACACGAGUUCUAGAGAAAAACACAAAACAAAAGCAGCAAAGAAAUGUUGAAGCUUGCUAUGAAUCUCAUCAUACUGCUUCUCCUCACUGUUUUCUUAGGGAUCACGCCACAAUCAAACGCCGAUGAAUCCUCCUUCGAUGUUCGUAAACACCUUGCCACUGUAUCCAGGUAUAAUGUUGCCAAGGACAUAUCAGCGAAUUCAUUCGUAUCUUCUGAAAUUCCAGAUCAAUGUACACCUCUUCAUUUGAAUCUAGUGGCAAGGCAUGGCACUCGUGCACCAACGAAGAAAAAGAUAAGGGAAUUAGAAGCCUUGGCUGGUCAUUUGGAAGUCCUUGUACGUGAUGCAAAAGAACAGAAGCAGUCUUUGGAGAAAAUUCCCGCUUGGUUAUUUGGGUGGAGCUCUCCUUGGAAAGGAAAUCUUACAGGUGGAGAGUUGAUCAGUGAAGGAGAAGAUGAAUUAUAUCAUCUUGGAAUCAGAGUUGGGGAAAAGUUUCCAGACCUUUUCAGUGAGGAAUACCACCCAGAUGUAUAUUCAAUCAAGACUACCCAGGUUCCUCGGGCAUCAGCUAGCGCUGUGGCAUUUGGGAUGGGGCUAUUUAAUGGAAGAGGGAAGCUUGGACCAGGAAGGCAUCGAGCUUUUGCUGUUACCAGUGAAAGCCGUGCAAGUGACAUAGUUUUGAGAUUUCAUGACUGUUGUCAAAGCUACAAGGCUUUUAGAAAAAGUCGGGAGCUAAAUGUAGACAAGCUCAAAGAACCUGUAUUGGAUGAAAUUACUCGUGAAUUAGUCAGGCAAUAUGGGCUUAGUUUUACGAAACAAGAUGUAUCUUCUUUGUGGUUUCUCUGCAAACAGGAAGCAUCCUUGUUGAACAUCACCAAUCAAGCUUGUAGUCUGUUCAGUCCAUCUGAGGUUUCUUUGUUGGAAUGGGCUGAUGAUUUGGAGUUGUUCAUUCUGAAAGGCUAUGGUGAUUCACUAAAUUAUCGAAUGGGAGUGCCACUGCUCGAGGAUGUUGUGCACUCAAUGGAACGGGCAAUUAAAGCUAAAGAAGAAGGAUAUGCUCCAGGGACCUAUGAAAAGGCAAGAAUGCGUUUUGCUCAUGCAGAAACUCUGCUUCCCUUUUCAUGCCUGAUCGGGCUCUUUCUUGAAGAACCUGAGUUUGAACUGAUACAAAGAGAGCAAAGCUUGGAACUCCCGCAGAAGCCUCCUAAAACUAGAAACUGGCGGGGAAGUGUAGUGGCUCCUUUUGCCGGAAAUAACAUGUUAGUCCUGUACAGCUGCGAAUUGGACAACUCUAGCAAGUACUUUGUGCAAGUGCUACAUAAUGAACGUCCCAUCGCAUUGCCAGGUUGCAAUAGUUCAAGUUUUUGCCCAUUUGAAGUGUUUAAGGAAAGAAUAGCUGCUCCUCACUUGAAACAUGACUAUAAUAUGCUUUGCAACGCAAACAUGCAACAGGGACAGCAGAAUUCUGCUUCCAGUAAGUUAUCACAAAUAUUUAGUUGGCUUUUCUCGCUGAAGAACGCUGGUUCAUCAUCUCAGAAAGUCGAGUUAUAGUUUCUCACAAGUUUCUCUCUUCUUCUUUUCUCUGUCUGGCUGGUUGUGCCUUCUUAUUAGCAUGAUUCAUCCAUUAAGCCAGGAGAUGGUCCUGGCGGGGUGGCAAUUUCUAGGAUAACAAGUCUUGUAUGGAUGAUGUUUCGGGGUUACAGAGUCACUAGUUGAUUUUUGGAGGUCUAACCGUAGGUAGCAAAGAAGGAAUAUAAUUACUGAUUAGUAUGUUUUCUCACAUCUGGGGAAUUCAUGCUGUGUAUUGACCCAUGUUCCUAGAGUUUGAAUGGCCUUGAUUUGGCUGCUCUUUGUCAAGUCUCAGUUACGUUGGCAUAGAUAGUUUGUAACAACAACAACACAAGUAUUAGUUGAUCUUUUAGCUAUUUUAUCGUAAGUAUGGAAGGGCUUCUUUCCAAGGAUUUCAGCCAAAUAGUAAUUGGAUAUGCUGUAUCACC